AUGACCAUGACGUCCAAGAAUGUGGAAGCACCGAGGAUGACACUGAGAACCCCCUCUAUACCAGACGACGAGAAGAGCAGCCCGCAGAUACAACAUGGAGAGGUCGAAGAUGCAGCAAUCGUAGCUGCACUACAAGGCUAUGUGCCAGGUACCGCGGAAGAGAAACGUUUGGUACGAAAGAUUGACUUCGUAUUGCUUCCAAUCCUUUGGUGGAUGUACAUCCUUGCGCAUCUCGACAGGAGCAACAUCGCCAACGCCAACGCGGCGGGUAUGAGCGAGGAUCUUGGACUCUCUGACAACCAGUAUGCAAUGCUUGUAUCACUCUUCUUUGUGGCAUACGUCAUCUUCGAGGUUCCUUCGAACAUGAUACUGAUGAAGGUGAAGCCUUCGAUCUAUUUAUCCACGAUCGUGUGGGUUUGGGGAUGUGUUGUUCUCGGGAUGUCACAAACCAAAAGCGCGACAGGUUUGCUUAUUGGACGCUUCUUUCUCGGAGCUAUCGAGGCGGGGUUGUAUCCAGGCGCGCUGUUCAUUCUUACUUGCUGGUACACGAAGAAAGAAGUCGGCAAGCGCUUUUGCAUUUUUUACACGUCGGGCUGCGUAUCUCCCGCACUGGGUGGCAUCAUGGCAGGCGCAAGUCCGCAAUUACGAUUGUCUGUGGUUUCGGGUGUGAGUAGUCUCCACGUCAAUUACGUUGACGCUGCUGACUGCCUCCUCACAUCAGUGUAUUUCGUUCUUCCCAACUGGCCGAUUGACUCCAAGAUGUUGUCGCCGGAACAGCGCCUUCUUGCUCAUGUCCGCAUUCUCCGCGAUCGGGACGAGUCGUGGGAUACCGAAGAAAAGGCCCUUACGCCACUACAGGCGUUCCUCGCAGUGAUCAGAGAUGGUCGAACCUAUCUUUUUCUGAUCAUCUAUACGGCGAAUUGUUUGGCGCUGACCGUGUCUUACUUCAUUCCAACCAUGCUCAGAGGAAUGGGCUAUACGAGCACUAGUGCCCAGUGGAUGACGGUACCCAUUUGGAGUUGCGGCGCGGUAUUUCAGCUCUUUUGGUCAUGGACUUCGGACAAGACCCAAGACCGAAGAUGGCACAAUGCUGGCCUGCUUGGGUUUGCUGGAAUCGCUGCACUAGUAGCUCUCCUCGUCAGCAAUAAUGCGGUCAAGUAUGCUAUGUUGUGUGUCCAGACUGGCGCGAUGUACACAACAAUACCUCUGAUUCUCAACUGGACCAGCGAAGUUCUGUCUCAGCCAACACGUAAGCGAUCUAUAGCUAUCGCGUUGGUGAACUCGUUUGGUCACACGAGCUACAUUUACGGAAGCUUCCUGUGGCCCAGCGCCGAGGGGCCACGUAACCUAAAGGGAUUUGCCGUGUCAUCUGCCGUCUUGUGGUUUGGCGUCUUGGUGGCUGCAUUGAUGCCAGUGAUCGCGAGUUACCUACCAAAGCCGCAGCCUGACGUAAUGCUGCAUGGACAAGAGUUGUUUGUUGCUGGUGAGGAGAAGCUCGAGAAGCAGGACAAAUGA
Molecule: messenger RNA, 1515 nt
Organism: Alternaria postmessia
Lineage: Eukaryota; Fungi; Ascomycota; Dothideomycetes; Pleosporales; Pleosporaceae
Exons: 6
Coding region: 1-1515 (504 amino acids)
Biological process (GO): transmembrane transport
Cellular component (GO): membrane
Molecular function (GO): transmembrane transporter activity
Source: RefSeq, a predicted model, not a curated record